CAGGUCGCCCGGAUCAAUUUUCCCAAUGGGUGACUGGGAAAAUUAGGGGGUAGAAAAUCUUGAGGGUCGGAGGCAUUUUUUUCUUGGCUCCGCCCUCUUCCUGUUAGAGACCUGGGCGUCUGGCCCGCAGAGGGGGAAGGGCAGCGUGGCGGGGCUGCCGAAGAGUGCUUUGCGCACGCGCCAGUCCGAGUGUGUGAGUGUUUGUGUUCACGCGCAGGCGCGCGCGCUCCUGCAUUUAGGAAGCCUGGGAAGGACCGGUGUGUUAGGAGAUGAGCGGGGAAAGCAUAGUCCCCUGUCUUUGGUACCAGACACUCCUGACUGUGCGCUGACCCUCCCCACCCAGCCAGCAGCCUUUUCCAGAGAGGCUGUGGUGCAUAGCCUCUGUUCGUUUUCACUGCAGGACCAGGCACGAAAGUUAAAACAAAAUGAAGAUUUUUUCUGAAUCUCAUAAAACAGUAUUUGUUGUGGAUCACUGCCCUUACAUGGCAGAAUCAUGCAGACAGCAUGUCGAGUUUGAUAUGCUGGUGAAGAAUAGGACCCAAGGAAUCAUCCCUUUGGCCCCUAUAUCUAAAUCAUUGUGGACUUGCUCAGUAGAAUCUUCCAUGGAAUAUUGUAGAAUAAUGUAUGAUAUAUUUCCUUUCAAAAAGCUGGUGAAUUUCAUUGUGAGUGACUCUGGAGCACAUGUUUUAAAUUCUUGGACUCAAGAAGACCAAAAUUUGCAGGAGCUGAUGGCAGCAUUAGCUGCUGUUGGGCCUCCUAAUCCACGGGCAGAUCCAGAAUGCUGCAGUAUUCUGCAUGGUCUUGUUGCAGCAGUGGAAACCCUCUGUAAAAUUACCGAAUACCAACAUGAGGCUCGUACUCUACUAAUGGAGAAUGCAGAACGUGUUGGAAAUAGAGGACGAAUAAUUUGCAUUACUAAUGCAAAAAGUGAUAGUCAUGUGCGAAUGCUUGAGGACUGUGUCCAGGAAACAAUUCAUGAACAUAACAAGCUUGCUGCAAAUUCAGAUCAUCUCAUGCAGAUUCAGAAGUGUGAGCUAGUCUUGAUCCACACCUACCCAGUUGGUGAAGACAGCCUUGUAUCUGAUCGUCCUAAAAAAGAGUUGUCCCCCGUUUUAACCAGCGAAGUUCAUAGUGUUCGUGCAGGACGGCAUCUUGCUACCAAAUUAAAUAUUUUAGUACAGCAGCAUUUCGACUUGGCUUCAACUACUAUUACAAAUAUUCCAAUGAAGGAAGAACAACAUGCUAACACAUCUGCCAAUUACGACGUGGAGCUACUUCAUCACAAAGAUGCACAUGUAGAUUUUCUGAAAAGUGGUGAUAACCACUUAAGUGGAAGCAGUAGAGAAGGCUCAUUUAAAGAAACAAUAACGUUAAAGUGGUGCACACCAAGGACAAAUAACAUUGAAUUACACUAUUGCACUGGCGCUUAUCGAAUUUCACCCGUAGAUGUAAAUAGUAGACCUUCCUCCUGCCUUACUAAUUUUCUUCUAAAUGGUCGUUCUGUUUUAUUGGAACAACCACGAAAGUCAGGUUCCAAAGUCAUUAGUCAUAUGCUUAGUAGCCAUGGAGGAGAGAUUUUUUUGCACGUCCUUAGCAGUUCUCGAUCCAUUCUAGAAGAUCCGCCUUCAAUUAGUGAAGGAUGUGGAGGAAGAGUUACAGACUACCGGAUUACAGAUUUUGGUGAAUUUAUGAGGGAAAACAGAUUAACUCCUUUUCUAGACCCCAGAUAUAAAAUCGAUGGAAGUCUUGAGAUCCCUUUGGAACGAGCAAAAGAUCAGUUAGAAAAACACACCCGUUACUGGCCUAUGAUUAUUUCACAGACCACCAUCUUUAAUAUGCAAGCGGUAGUUCCAUUAGCCAGUGUUAUUGUGAAAGAAUCUUUGACAGAAGAAGAUGUGUUAAACUGUCAAAAAACAAUAUACAACUUAGUUGAUAUGGAAAGAAAAAAUGAUCCUCUACCUAUUUCCACAGUUGGUACAAGAGGAAAAGGCCCUAAACGAGAUGAACAGUACCGUAUCAUGUGGAAUGAAUUAGAAACGCUUGUCAGAGCCCAUAUCAACAAUUCGGAGAAACAUCAAAGAGUCUUGGAAUGUCUAAUGGCAUGUAGGAGCAAACCCCCAGAAGAAGAAGAACGAAAGAAACGAGGAAGAAAAAGGGAGGACAAAGAGGACAAGUCAGAGAAAGCAGUGAAAGAUUAUGAACAGGAGAAAUCUUGGCAAGAUUCAGAGAGAUUAAAAGGAAUCUUAGAGCGUGGAAAAGAAGAGUUGGCUGAAACUGAGAUUAUCAAAGAUUCACCUGAUUCCCCAGAACCUCCAAAUAAAAAACCUCUUGUUGAGAUGGAUGAAACUCCACCAGUAGAAAAAUCAAAAGGGCCAGUGUCCUUAUUAUCCUUAUGGAGUAAUAGAAUCAAUACUGCCAAUUCCAGAAAACAUCAGGAGUUUGCUGGACGUUUGAACUCUGUUAAUAACAGAGCUGAGUUAUAUCAACAUCUUAAAGAGGAAAAUGGAAUGGAGACAACAGAAAAUGGAAAAGCCAGCCGGCAGUGAAGAGUGACUUGAGCAACUGAAUUUAGUAUAUUGCAUAAAUAUUUUGGAUGGAAUUUGAUAUAAGAACUUUUACAGCAAGAUUGUAUAGUUAUGUUGCCUGGACUGGUUUUUACAUUUUUAAAAUAUUUCAACUAACUUUAUCUUUUUUGUAUUAAUUGUAAAAUUGGCACAUAUGUCAGAAAUAUACAUUUGUCCUCCCAAAUUAAACAAAUUUAUUUUAUGGUAAAGGGUGUUCCCUCUGGAAAUGUUUUUUA
Messenger RNA from Eubalaena glacialis (North Atlantic right whale), 2800 nucleotides. RefSeq names its product integrator complex subunit 13 (gene INTS13). NCBI's taxonomy places the organism in Eukaryota, Metazoa, Chordata, Mammalia, Artiodactyla, Balaenidae. Gene Ontology annotation, cellular component: integrator complex. The record is from RefSeq and is a predicted model, not a curated record. Gene Ontology annotation, biological process: centrosome localization; regulation of mitotic cell cycle. The coding region runs from base 426 to 2546 and encodes 706 amino acids. The transcript has 17 exons.